Vitis riparia (riverbank grape) is the source of this 1194-nucleotide messenger RNA. RefSeq lists its product as uncharacterized. Gene Ontology annotation, cellular component: Golgi membrane. The transcript has a single exon. NCBI's taxonomy places the organism in Eukaryota, Viridiplantae, Streptophyta, Magnoliopsida, Vitales, Vitaceae. The record is from RefSeq and is a predicted model, not a curated record. Bases 27 to 1040 code for a protein of 337 amino acids. Gene Ontology annotation, molecular function: hexosyltransferase activity.
UCUCAUAGAACCACAACUCUUCUUAUAUGUCUGAGAGCUUCCAUUUUCAGAAGAUGAUGAUGAACCCCAAUUUCCAAAAGGUGAUGAUGAAGCCCGCCAAGCCUGAACGAAACCCUUUCAUCAUCUUCUCCUUCUUCUUCAUCCUCUUCCUCUGUGCUAUAGCUUCCAUUAACGGAGUCCGAAUCGACACUAUCAUGAAGUUCGGCAGCUGCACUUUCUUCUCCCACAACUCAUCAUCUUCCGAUGCUUUUCUCACCCUGAACUUCACCUCCGAUCCUGCCGACGACGACAUCAGGAUCCUCAUCGGAAUCCUGACCCUCCCCGACCAGUACCACCGCCGGAACUUCCUCCGCAUGAUCUACGGCACACAGUCGCCGGCCGGAGCAAAGGUCGACGUCAAGUUCGUGUUCUGCAACCUCACGAAGGAAGACCAGAAAGUCCUGGUUGCGCUCGAGAUAAUGCGAUACGACGACAUAAUCAUCCUCAACUGCACCGAGAAUAUGAACAAUGGCAAGACGUAUACGUACUUCUCGAGCUUGCCGGAGAUGCUGAAUUCCACCGAGGGGCCAUCGCCGCCGUACCAUUACGUAAUGAAGGCGGACGACGACACGUAUCUGAGGCUGGACAACCUGGUGGAGUCUAUGAGGCCAUUGCCCAGAGAAGAUUUGUAUUACGGUUACGUGAUUCCAUGUCCGAGCAUGGACCCAUUUGUUCACUAUAUGUCCGGAAUGGGGUACUUGGUUUCAUGGGACAUUGUGGAGUGGAUUAGGGUUUCUGAGAUUCCGAAGAAGCACAUGGAAGGCCCCGAAGACAAAGUGUUUGGAGAUUGGAUUCGGGAGGGGCGUAGAGGGAAGAACAGGCACACGGCGAAGUGGGCUAUGUACAAUUACCCAGAGCCGCCGACGAGGUGUACACAUGAGCUGUGGCCUAACACCAUUGCAGUGCACCUUCUGAAGAACCAGGAGAAGUGGAUUCAGACCUUGAACUAUUUCAAUGUUACCCAGAACCUGAAGCCAUCAAAACUGUAUCACAUACCUUAGGUCAAAUAUGCUUCAUGAUCAUGACCAUUUUGUUUAUUCUUUUCACUGAAUUUUAAACCGUGGGGGGUUCAAUAAUCAAACAAAAGAAGAAAAAUCCCAUAUUACUGAAGAGGCAUAUGUCAAUUUUUUUUUAUCUGAGUACAUUAUUCAUAAA